Colletotrichum spaethianum is the source of this 603-nucleotide messenger RNA. Its product is annotated as rRNA-processing protein fcf2. Bases 1 to 603 code for a protein of 200 amino acids. Gene Ontology annotation, cellular component: nucleolus; small-subunit processome. The record is from RefSeq and is a predicted model, not a curated record. NCBI's taxonomy places the organism in Eukaryota, Fungi, Ascomycota, Sordariomycetes, Glomerellales, Glomerellaceae. The transcript is spliced from 5 exons.
AUGGGUGUUCAGAAGAAGACCAGAAAGUUCGCCGAAGUCAAACGAGUUAUUGGCAAGAACGAUGCCCGACGCAAGGAGAACCUGAAGAAGGCCGAAGAGGCCGUCGAGAAGGCCAAGCGCGAGCGCGCUGGCCCCGAUGGAAGCGAAAAGAUCCGCGAAAUCCCUCAAAUGCCAUCGUCCUUCUUCUUCCAGGCCAACACCGCCCUUGUCCCUCCGUACAGCGUCAUCGUCGAUACGUCUUUCUUCUCCCGGACAGUGCAGAUGAAGUUGCCCGUACUCGAGACGAUGAUGGACUGUCUAUACGCGACGUGCCAUCCCAUCGUUACCGACUGCGUUAUGGCUGAGUUGGAGAAAUUGGGUCCCAAGUUCCGCCUUCCGCUGAGAAUAGCCAAAGACGAAAGAUGGGAACGUCACAAGUGCACCCACAAGGGUGUCUAUGCUGAUGACUGCAUUGUAUCAAAAGUAUCGAAAGACCGAGUGUACAUUGUUGCAACCAACGACGCGGGUCUCGUUUCCCGUCUCCGUCGGAUUCCCGGUGUACCCAUUAUGAAGUGCGCCCGCGGAAAGUACGUCAUUGAGAGAUUGCCCGACGCCCCGGUAUAA